UUAAAAUCUUAUUAACUGAAGCUCGUCCUGAACUUUCUCCCCCCGUCGAGGAGGCUGAAGUGGUUCAGUCCAUGAUAGCGGAAGUGCUGACAGCGGACUGGAGAGAGUGCAAGUAAAGUUCCAGACUCUCGGUCGAGUUUGUGUUGAUUUGUGUGAGACGACAGCAGAAGCGCCAGAGAGAGACUCCGAGAUGCGGCGAAAGCAGAAGAGACUGCUGCAGAUCGCGCUGCUGCUGCUGCUGGUCUUUCUGUUCCUGCCGAGCGUCGGCUUGUGGUCCGCGUCUCUGGAGCGAAUGUUUGACAGCUCUGCGGACGCCGCCGCUCUCUCGCGCGCACAGAAAAUGAACAAGGUGCAGAAUGAGGGCGUUCGGAGGAAGGACUGGCAUGACCAUGCCCUUAUUAAGAGCGAAGCGGCACGUUCAGGUGUCGGCGAGCAGGGCAGGCCGUAUCCGCUGACCGACUCGGACCGUGUGGACCAGGCCUACAGGGAGAACGGAUUCAACAUAUACGUCAGCAAUCGCAUCGCCCUCAACAGAUCCCUGCCUGACAUCAGACACCCGAACUGUAAGACGAAGCUGUAUGCAGAAGAUCUUCCCAACACCAGCAUCAUCAUCCCCUUCCAUAACGAGGGCUGGUCGUCUCUGCUGCGCACCGUUCACAGCGUCCUCAACCGCUCGCCUGCGCAGCUCAUCGCCGAGAUCAUCCUCGUGGACGACUUCAGCGACAAAGAGCAUCUGAAGGCUCCUCUGGAGGAGUACAUGGUGCGGCUGCCGAAGGUUCGAAUCCUGCGCACAAAGAAGCGUGAGGGUCUGAUCCGGACCAGACUGCUGGGCGCCGCGGCUGCGAAGGGUCAGGUCAUCACGUUCCUCGACUCACACUGCGAGGCCAACGUCAACUGGCUGCCGCCGUUACUGGAUCGCAUCGCUGAGAACCGGAAGACGAUCGUGUGUCCGAUGAUCGAUGUGAUCGACCACGAUAACUUCGGCUACGAGACGCAGGCCGGCGAUGCGAUGCGAGGGGCUUUCGAUUGGGAGAUGUACUACAAACGCAUCCCUAUCCCAGAUCAGCUGCAGAAACCAGACCCCAGCGACCCGUUUGAGUCUCCUGUGAUGGCAGGCGGUCUCUUCGCUGUGGACAGGAAGUGGUUCUGGGAGCUGGGAGGAUAUGACAUGGGUCUAGAGAUCUGGGGAGGAGAGCAGUACGAGAUCUCCUUCAAGGUGUGGAUGUGUGGCGGCCGAAUGGAGGACAUUCCCUGCUCACGCGUGGGUCACAUCUACAGGAAAUACGUUCCCUAUAAAGUGCCAGGUGGAGUGAGCCUCGCCAGGAAUUUGAAGCGUGUGGCUGAGGUGUGGAUGGAUGAGUAUGCAGAGUUUAUCUACCAGCGGCGGCCAGAGUACAGGCACCUGUCUGCUGGAGAUGUGUCCACGCAGAAGGAGUGGAGGAGCCGGCUGAACUGCAGGAGCUUCAAGUGGUUCAUGAGGGAAGUGGCAUGGGAUCUGCCCAAACACUAUCCUCCGGUGGAGCCUCCGGCCGCUGCGUGGGGAGAGCUGCGUAACAGCGCCUCGGGUCUGUGCAUAGAGAGCAAACACUUGUCCUCGGGUUCCCCGAUCCGUUUGGAGAAAUGCCUGAAGGGACGAGGCGAGUCGACCUGGAGUCAUGGUCAGGUCUUUACAUUUGGUUGGAGAGAAGACAUACGGGUGGGAGACCCGUUGCACACUAAGAAGGUCUGCUUUGACGCCGUGUCACACAACAGCCCUGUGACUCUCUAUGACUGCCACGGGAUGAAGGGGAACCAGCUGUGGGCCUAUAGGAAGGAUAAGAGCCUCUAUCACCCCAUCAGUAACAGCUGCAUAGACUCUGAUGCUGCACAGAAGCGGAUCUUCAUGAACUCCUGUGAUCCCUCGUCUCUCAGCCAGCGGUGGCUCUUCCAGAACAUCAACGCCACGGUCUUAGACUCCUUCAACAGCAAUCACAAUGUGUAAUGCUGCCAAUAUGAGCAUGAGAAUCCACCGAGAGAGUGCGAGAGCUUCGUGAUCAUGGAAGUGACACUGCUCUCUGUGCCUUUACUGAACUG
This is a messenger RNA of Carassius carassius (crucian carp), 2073 nucleotides long. RefSeq names its product polypeptide N-acetylgalactosaminyltransferase 10-like. The transcript has 12 exons. The record is from RefSeq and is a predicted model, not a curated record. Lineage: Eukaryota; Metazoa; Chordata; Actinopteri; Cypriniformes; Cyprinidae. Gene Ontology annotation, cellular component: Golgi apparatus. The coding region runs from base 191 to 1981 and encodes 596 amino acids.